Juglans regia (Persian walnut) is the source of this 833-nucleotide messenger RNA. Its product is annotated as dehydration-responsive element-binding protein 1F-like. The transcript has a single exon. Gene Ontology annotation, molecular function: DNA-binding transcription factor activity; DNA binding. Gene Ontology annotation, biological process: regulation of DNA-templated transcription. Lineage: Eukaryota; Viridiplantae; Streptophyta; Magnoliopsida; Fagales; Juglandaceae. The record is from RefSeq and is a predicted model, not a curated record. The coding region runs from base 33 to 833 and encodes 266 amino acids.
UCCCUCACCCAAUUUAGCAUAUAUUACGCACAAUGGACUCUGAUAAUAUUCAGUCUUUGUCUUCCUUAUCAUCAUCUAAUUCCUCAUGCCAGCUUUCUCCAUGCAGUGCAUGGUAUAACCCUAACCCUCCAUUAAUAUCCCAAGCUCCAUGCAUAUCAUCACAGAAGCGAAUUAAAGUCGGGAGAAAGAAGUACAAAGUGACGCGCCACCCAUUAUACAAGGGCGUUCGGCAAAGAAACGGCAAAAAUUGGGUUUCUGAAAUACGUACUGGACCGAAAAGUAAGUCGAGAAUAUGGUUGGGGACUUAUGCUACCCCAGAAAUGGCAGCUAGGGCAUAUGAUGCGGCUGCCUUAGCAAUUCGAGGAACUAUGCAGGCUGUGCUCAAUUUUCCUGACUCAGCUUGGCUUGUUCCACGAGCUAGGUCGUCUUCUCCUAGGGAUAUACAGGAGGCUGCUUUCAUGGCCGCUGAGGCUUUUAGGCCAGGCGUUGUAUCGUCUUCCUCCUGCUCCUCCAAUACUACUGAUCUUCUACCCAAUAAGACCAAAGAUAAGGUUUUGGAAACUUCCAAGAGAGAGAACAAAGAUCAGAAGGUCUUAGAACCUUUGUCAUUAGAAAUUAUCUCUGCUAAUAAGAGCUCCUCUGAUGAUGAUGAAGAGGUUCCAAACCAGUAUAGUACGUUUUUCUUUGACGAGGAAGCAUUGUUCAAUAUGCCAGGUUUAUUGGACAGCAUGGCGGAGGGCUUGAUUCUUACACCACCGGCUAUAGGUAGAGGAUUUGAUUGGGAUGAUCAUGACUUUGCAUGUGACAUGGACUUGACUUUAUGGAGCGAUUGA